Molecule: messenger RNA, 1173 nt
Organism: Haemonchus placei
Lineage: Eukaryota; Metazoa; Nematoda; Chromadorea; Rhabditida; Trichostrongylidae
Source: the annotation of a GenBank genome assembly
AUAUGUACACAUAAAUCGGACAUAUAUGGUACUUCAAUACACCUGAAUCGUACAAUAAAUGUUUUAGCAAAUGGUAAUUCGACAGAAUACCGUCCCGUGGUCUUCUUGCAACAUGGUCUCCUUUGCACCAGCUCCAUAUGGCUACUUAAUUUACCUCACCAAUCAGCCGGUUUUCUAUUCGCUGACCGUGGAUUUGACGUGUGGUUGGGUAAUAUGCGGGGAAACGUUUACUCUCGGCGUCAUGUUGUAUUAGACGGCAAUUCUAAUGAUUUCUGGAAAUUCAGUUGGGAAGAGAUGGCCGAAUACGAUUUACCAGCCAUGAUCGAUUAUGUGCUCAAUGCUACCGACCAGACGUCUCUCUACUACGUCGGCCAUUCACAAGGAACUCUGACCAUGCUUGCCAAACUCAGCAAAGAUCAGGAAUUCUCUAAAAAGAUACGGAAAUUCUUCUCGCUAGCUCCAGUAUCACGCAUGUCCCACGUCAAGGGCUUGUUUUACUAUCUUGGCCAAAUCUAUGAACAGUUUAAACUCGUCUACCGAUUAUUUGGCGAUAAUGAAUUCUUGUCGAACAACAUCUUCACUCGACUACUGACGGACAUUAUUUGCGACAAAUCCGUAAACAAUCCACUUUGUGAGAACUUUAUCUUCUCAGUAAGUGGGCCGAACAGCAACCAGUUCAAUUCGUCAAGAAUCGGCAUCUAUCUGGCACACAAUCCAGCCGGUACCUCAUCACGGAAUAUGCUACACUUUGCACAAAUGGUUCACACAAAAAGGAUGGCAUCAUUUGAUCGAGGUCCAGAAGGCAAUCGGCGGUGGUACCAUCAGACCUUUCCGCCAGAGUACGACAUGGGCAGUGUUCAUUGCCAUGUGUAUCUCUUCUAUUCGGAUUACGACUGGUUAGCAAAUGCCGCGGAUGUCGAGGAGUUCCUUAUUCCAUCACUGCCAAAGUCUAGUGUUAAAUUUACAAGGCUGAAGGAAUUCAAUCACAAUGAUUUCCUCUGGGGACUUCGUGCUCGGGAGGAAAUCUAUGAUCCGAUCACGAAUAUCAUCAAAAUAGACACACGAAGGCUAUUGAUCCAGAAACGCUUGAAUACGUAUUUCAAAAAUCUGCAGACAUGGAUAAUUGCCAAUAACACCAUGGACUUGGAUUCAUCAGCAAUUGAUCUCCCGUAG